Molecule: messenger RNA, 4584 nt
Organism: Manduca sexta (tobacco hornworm)
Lineage: Eukaryota; Metazoa; Arthropoda; Insecta; Lepidoptera; Sphingidae
Gene: ltl
Product: carboxypeptidase N subunit 2
Exons: 8
Coding region: 43-2055 (670 amino acids)
Molecular function (GO): protein binding
Source: RefSeq, a predicted model, not a curated record
GCCACUUGCCAGUAGCGCGAACAGCCCCGAACGGCACACACGAUGGUCGCGCAUAAGCACGCGCUCGCGGCCGCGCUGCUGUAUGCCUUGGCCGGGCAGCUCGGUGCUGGAGCAAGCCUUCAUUGUGCCAUGAGGAGAGAGAUUUCACCGUGCACAUGCCGACGCGAAGACACAGGCACAGGUGCCAUUCUUGUCGUCUGUCAGCGUAUCAACGCUUAUGAAGAAAUCACUAGAGCGCUCGCGAAUAAAUUCAGCCCUGAGACUAAAAUCGGCCUGGACAUCUCUUAUUCGCAGCUGCCGGACUUUGCCGACCAUAGUUUUCGUGAACUAGGUCUUUCUAUUACAAGGCUCAAGUUGAACUUCGAUAAUCUAAGUGAAUUGAAAGAAAGCGUUUUUACGAAGUUGGACUUGUUGGACUACUUCAGCUUGGCAGACAAUUCUCUGACGGACAUGCCCAGACAUGUGCUACAGCAUAUUCCGCAUGUAAAGACGCUCGACCUAUGCCGCAACAAGAUUACAAAACUUACGGAGGAAGAUUUUCAAGACAUACAAGAAGUAGAACAUCUCGUAGUAGCUGAUAAUCAAAUAUCUAAGAUCGAAAGAGAUGCAAUACCAAAAGCAUUGAAACAUAUUCAUCUGGGAAUAAAUAAGUUAAGCACACUAAACGGAGCUCUCCGAGAAUUGGACGGCUUAGAAUGGAUCUUUAUUAAUGCAAACAACUUGAAAUCUAUCGAAAAUGAACUACCUACCAAAGCCAAGAAAAUAGUGCUUAUCCACGCAGCAAACAACGAGCUUCAAAGUUUACCGAAAGACUUAAAACAAAUGCCUUCCUUGGAAUCUUUAUAUUUUUAUGGCAAUAAUAUAAAAUAUUUAGAUGGGGCAUUACAGAAAUCCCGCAGGUUGAUGCGAAUCGGACUGUCAUUCAAUAAAAUUGAAUCGUUAGCCGAAGAUGAAUUUACUGAAGCAGAAAAAUUAGCUGAACUGGAUAUAGCCUACAAUCAACUGACGCGUCUGAAUGGUUCACUACGAAGUUUGAAAUCCUUACGAUAUUUGAACCUUACACACAAUUACUUGGCAGAAUUUUCAUUACAAGAAAUCAAAGGGUUAAAAAGAUUAUCCGUGAUAGACUUGUCUCAUAAUAGAAUAACUCAUAUUACGGGGAAUAUGGAGAACUUAGUAGACGCCGAGACGCGUGUAUUAGAACUACGUUUAGAUCAUAAUCGAAUUCAUAGUCUUGGUGGUGCGUUAAUGGGACUUCAUGGGCUAUUACGACUAAACUUAAGUAACAACUUACUACAACAGAUAUCUCCUGACGAUUUAAUGGGACUCGAAGAUUUAAAAUUACUUGAUGUUUCACACAAUCAUAUUUCUACUUUGGAAGAAACCUCGAAGACGUUUUUACCUUCUCUUGAAGAAUUGAUUGCUCACCAUAACAACAUUACUACACUAGAUAAAGAUUUUCACGGGUUGCCAGCACUUUGCAUAGCAGACUUAUCCUAUAACCAGAUUCAUUCCGUAAAUUAUGAUCUUGUAUCGAAAUCUCGAUGUACUAUUAAUGGUGUUCCUGGUAUAUUGAAGAUUUAUCUUCAAGAUAACCCUGUGCUAUGCGACGAUCGUCUGUACGAGUUGGUGACGGUGUUCGAGAGUCUGAACGCUCGAGUGAGUGGACAGUCGACAUGUGUGACCACUCAAACCGCUGCGCCCGUACUGAUGCGCGCGCUCAACGACAUCGACAAGCAACAGGAAAAUGCACCAGUCAUUGUAAUGGCCCGUAUGGGAUCUGGCAUUCGAAUCAUAUCACAAGAAAAUUUAAAUCGCGAGUCAGCGCCAUCGCCUAUUCCCCAAUUAAUGUACAGGCGAGUAGGUGCCCUGAUCGGACACAUGGUACCAGAGCGCGAGGGCGGGUUGCCAGUUGUGGUUGACUCGCCGGUGACACUGCCGCCGGCUAGCAUUAACGUAGUAGUCAAAUGGCCUGAUGAGAGAAGGGCAGAAGAACAAUCUCAUCCUCUGGCUGAUCAACUGCGUUUUCGCGAUUUAAACUCAUCGACGCAGUGAGAAAAGCCGCACUAGGCGUUCCGCUAUUGCUGGUGGUACCAUCGAGCUAUGACCUGCGCCUUAAGAAAUAUUCUGCCUUUUAAUAAAAUUACGGCAGUAUCUUUCAAAUCGAUCAGGCGCGUGAAUAAUCUUAACAUCCUGUUUUCUUCUGCGAUGUAAAUAGAAGAUUUAAUAUGUAUGUAUGUAGGUAUACUUGGAAAAAAUAAUUAAAUCGAUCACGAGUGUCGAAUGAGAAGUGUACUUGUUUGCCCUUAGCAUGUAGCAUUAAUUUCAUCUGCAGUGCUAAAUUUCAUUAUUCAAAGAUGACAAAAAAAUAGGCUAAUUGUUAAAAAUUCUGUUAAUUAUUGUAUAAGAUGUUAAUAAAAUAGCUUCUGCAGUAAUGAAAUUUAAAAGUGGAGGAAAAUCACAUUGUAUAUUUUGUCAUUAAAAUAUCACGCUCGUGGGUGUAGGGAGUUAUAAAUUUCAGAACUCUAUAUAAAUCUCUAUUGAUCCAUAUAGAUGUAACUUACACAUCAUGGUUAUUUUAUGAGUUUCACAUUAAAAGUUGCUCUUUUUAUCAUUGUUUUUUUCAUCAUUUUUAGCAUUAUCUUGCUACAUAUUAAGAGUAAAUAGGUAUCCAUUUUAGUAUUAAUGGUGUGAUUAUUAUUUUUAUGAAAGGUCGCGUAAUAUGUGAAUUAUAAUUUUAAAAUUGUGAUUAUUUGAAUUAACCGGAAGAUAGUACGACGUGUUAUAUAUCUACAGCCUCGAGUGAAUGUGGGAUCGAGUCGAUUACGUGGUUGGAAUCAUUGCGUCGUUUCGCGUUUCGUUACGCUUUCAUAUCCGUAAAGAAGUUCGCAAGUAUUUAUUUUUUGGGAAUAACUACGUGUAACAGAAGUAACGGUAACCUGAGCGGUGAUCAGUAGACACCAGUCCAUUUUCGGUCUUAAAUAUAAAUUAAACGGUUAAACUUACAUUUAAAAUGGUGUCUGUCCAUGUAUUUUAUUGAUGUUAUUAUGAUCUGAUACAAGUAUUGGUCGCAACUCGAUGUUGUAGUAGUAUUUUUGACGAUAAUAAUUAUUUACGAUAGUCUAUCACAACUAAGAUUCAUUUUAAAACAUUUAGAGCUUGUUUCAUAACUUCUGGGUAGGUAAAUGCUGCUCGGCAAACAAAUGUAUAAGUCGACCAAAGACAAAAGUCAGACUCUACCUAUGAGUAUGCUACCAAGUAAAUGGCAAUAAAAUAAGAAAUAUAUUAUUACUGUCAAAUAAAGUUUACUUAAAAUUUGUUAAACAUUUCAUUAAGAAUAUUACAAAUCGACACUUCAAACCCAGAGGAAUCAAUGCCAUACAUCACCGGAAAUUCUGUUACAGAUUCCUAUGUAAAAAUAUAUAGAAAUUAUUGAGUACCCUACAACGCUCUAUAAAUCUUAUUAUGAUAUAAAUAUUUAUAAUUGUACCUAAUAGAGUGUACGGUAUAAAAUGGGUUAAAGGUAUAUGAACAAGGGAUCUUUUGUCUUGAGUUUUUUUAACGUUCAUAAGCAACAUAAAGUAGCGACAAGUGGACAAGAUAAUAUGGAAAAAGUAAUUUCUUAUAAUAUUUUUAUACUAAGUAUUUAUAACAAUAAGUAUAACGAAAUAUUUGUAAUGAAAAGUUUCAUUAGUUAUGCCUUUUUUCGGUUCCGAGAAUUAAACGAGACAGUGAAAACCUCAACCGCAACUGCAAUAAUUAUAAACUUAUUUAUAGAAUUGGUUUUCAUCUGAUGUACGAAUGUGCGUCCUAAAUGUUUUAUAUUAUACAGGGUCAUUUUGACAUCGCGUUACUAAAUGAAAGUACACACUUAUCUAUUAGGGAAUAACACUUAACAAUAAGUUACUUGAGCCAUAGAUAUAAUAUAACAAAGUGUAAGUUUCGAACAAAAUAAAUAUUAAUAAAAAGUAAUUUUAAUUUUACGCGGCCUAAAUCCACUACUAAUACUCUAAGAGUAUUCGUUGCUGUGUUAACAUCAUAAUUUCAGUCAGAAAUACACCCAUACGUCAUAUUCGCAUUAAACUGCAAAAUUAUUAAAAAAUCAGAAAACUAAAACCAGGAUUUUAGAUGAAAAUAUUCGUUAUUAUAGGAUGAUUUUUGGCACAAUGUCAGCAAAGGUGAAGACGAGUAUGUGGUUUCAUUUAGUAACGCAAUGUCAAAAUGUCCCUGGAUAAUAGUAAUAAAGAAAAAACUAAACAAAAGUAUGUAAAAUGAAAGUAACAUAUCUUGUUUAUUUUUUGUGAUUCUCUCGAAAUAUGAUUCCGAACUGCUAACUUAGUUGAUAUAGACUGUAUACACUAACAUCAUACAUAUUUUUUGUUAAUAAAAACACCAAAACGACAAUGACUUAUUUUUGUUACAUCAUGUGUGUUAAAAAAUAAAUUAAUUGUAUUGAUCAUAAAAAUGUGAAGCUGUACCUAAAGUAACAUCUACGAUGAAAUAUAUUUUGUUUAAAUAUAAGAUAUUUUAUUAGUGUAAUUUAUAUUGUCGAUUAACAACUACUAAUAAAAAAUACAAACUGUU